ACUGACUCUGUGAUAUGUGUUGAGACAUGGAGAGCCGGCUUCUAAUGUUGCUGAUGCUGCAGCUGCUGGUGCUACCCCCCGCACUGGAUGGUAGCAUCUGGUCUCAUAGCUACUUCACGGACGUCCUUGUGGAGCAGCCAACUCAUGUAGCGGGUCCUGAGUUCGACACCACGGUGCCCAACAACCUAACGGGUCUUGUCGGCAAGACAGCACAGCUGCACUGUCGUGUCAAGAACCUCGGCAACAGAACGGUGUCGUGGGUGCGCCACCGCGACAUCCAUCUGCUGACCGUCGGCCGCUACACGUACACCAGCGACCAGCGCUUCGAAGCCGUGCACUCGCCACUUACCGGUGACUGGACGCUGCGCAUCCGAUACCCGCAAAAGAAGGACUCCGGCGUCUACGAGUGCCAAGUCAGCACCACGCCACCCAUCGGACACGCCGUCCAACUCAGCAUCGUAGAACCGCUGACGGAGAUCCUAGGAGGUCCAGACCUGUUCAUCAACACCGGCAGCACCAUCAACCUGACGUGCCUGGUCACGUUCGCGCCGGAGCCGCCUUCUGGCGUCCAAUGGCUGCAUAAUGGGCAGGUGAUCAACUUUGAUUCUCCGCGAGGAGGAGUGAGGCUGGUGACGGAGAAGGGCUCCAUCACCACCAGCCGGCUACUCAUCCAGAAGGCGGCUGCCGAAGACACCGGCCUCUAUACGUGUGCUCCCAACAACGUCCCUCCAGACAGCGUCCGGGUGCAUGUUCUCAAAGCAGGUGACCUGCCAGCAGCCAUGCAACACAGCGGUGCAGACGGUUCCGCACUCCACUGGUCGCUGAUGACGUCAUCGCUGCUGCUGGUGCUGCUGCUCCUCCAGUUGCUGCGGUGUGCGGCAACGGAGCGGGGUCUGUGCGCCUGCUCUGCAGGCAACCAGCUGCUCUCCUCCUUAGAUCGUCGGAUGCCUGAAAGAUAG
This is a messenger RNA of Schistocerca nitens (vagrant locust), 959 nucleotides long. RefSeq names its product zwei Ig domain protein zig-8-like. The record is from RefSeq and is a predicted model, not a curated record. The coding region runs from base 27 to 959 and encodes 310 amino acids. Gene Ontology annotation, cellular component: neuron projection membrane. NCBI's taxonomy places the organism in Eukaryota, Metazoa, Arthropoda, Insecta, Orthoptera, Acrididae. Gene Ontology annotation, biological process: synapse organization. The transcript has 6 exons.